UCUUAAAGGUUAACAAAAAGUAAUAAGAUUUUUAUUUUUAAAUAUAAAGUAAAUUUUUUAUUUAAUCUAAUUUUUAGGCUAUAAUUAAUACCUAUUGUUAUUAUGGGUCACGAUAUUUGGAAUUUUAUUGAUAAUAGUGAUUUGAACGAAUAUACUUUGAUAGUACCAAGUGUCGCAGUUGGAAAUGUUGGACAAUUAUCCUGUGACUUGCUAAUUUCGUCGUUACAAAUGAAAAAAAUUGCAUCGGUUUAUAGCCCUGCUCUCAUACCUGUAUUAGGAUAUGAUCCAUACAAUUUACAAUCCAACAGUCUUUCAAGCAGUUGUGAAAUUUAUAAAUCUGACAGAAAAAACAUUGUUGUCUUACAAUUAAGGGCUCCACUUAUUUGCAAAAGUGCACGAAUCUUUCUUGAAGAAAUUAUAAAGAGAUUCAAAGAGAAAAACAUAAAAGAUAUUAUUAUACUAACAAGUAGUUUUGCUCAUGAAAAUAAGCAUAUAUCUACUUCACCAUUUAGGUUUGUGGCAAGUGAAUCAUCUUUAUAUAAGAAGAAAAUUCUUGAUUUGCACUGGAUAGAACAUAAAUGUGUUGAUUCACCUUUGAAGAUAUAUGGUGGGGGAUUUUCUUCUUUACUCUAUGAAAUUUGUCAAGAAAACUCCAUGCCAUGUUUAAUUUUGUAUAAGUAUUGUUCAGAAGGAGACAAUAUUCCAGAUGCCUAUGAUAUGAUCAGUCAUUUGUCAAGUGUAGUACCAUUAUUUUCUGACAAAUUUGAUUUAUUGUCACAAAUGAUACAACCAGUAUCAUGGAAACUUUUGUUUGGUAGGCCACCACCAAGAGAUAUUUAUUAAAAUCAUUUGAAAUAA
Molecule: messenger RNA, 858 nt
Organism: Galleria mellonella (greater wax moth)
Lineage: Eukaryota; Metazoa; Arthropoda; Insecta; Lepidoptera; Pyralidae
Product: proteasome assembly chaperone 2
Exons: 1
Coding region: 103-843 (246 amino acids)
Biological process (GO): proteasome assembly
Cellular component (GO): cytosol; nucleus
Source: RefSeq, a predicted model, not a curated record